GAUCUGGCCCGCAGGUGUAGGGAAUUAGAGCAUCAGCUCUGCAGGUGUGGAGAAUUAGAGCCUUAGCUCUGCCUCAGAGAGGGACCUCAGUUUUCCCGCAUGUCAAAUGGGGUCCCCACCCUAAGACUGUCUCAAUUCUCUUCAUCGCCUACCCUUGCCUAGUCCUUUCCGAACGGCCCCAGGCCUCCACUCCUCUCAGUCUCUAGAGCUCUUCCCUGGGCCUAAUUCCCAGGGGCAGACAGGGGCAGGGAGAGUAGGACAGCGCCCAACCCUAAGGGAGCUCCCAGAACUGGUCUGAAAGAAACUCCUAGAGACAGGGUGAAAAUGGCCAGCUUCCGGCAUCAGACAGACUUGUGUUCGAAUUCGACUCUGCUUCUGACCAACUGACUUUGAGCGCUUCAUCUCUCUGUGCCUCAGUUGUUCCUACUGUGAAACGGGGACCCAGCCUGAUGACGAAGGAUGGAAGGAACCCAGCGGAGGAUCUGACCUGCACGAAGGGCGGCCGCGGUUAACUCCUGACCUCUCGCCCCUUUCCCAGCCCGGGAGCGGAGCCUCACCUCCCAGUCCCCAGUCCCUCCGUCGCAGGCUCCUCCUCCACUGACAUCAGAGCCGCAGGCGGGCGGAGGGAGCCAGCCGAGUCCGAACCAAGCCCCAGCGAGAGAGCCGGCGGCGGGGCCAGGCGCGCAGCAGCGGCGGGCGGCGGCCAGCGGCCAGCGGCCAGAACCCAGCACCAGGCACCUCGGGCCUCCCAGCCAGCCCCGCGGUGGGGCAGCCGCAGGAGCCCUGGCUGUGGUCGGGGGGCAGUGGGCCAUGCCGGGGGCAGUGGAAGGCCCCACCUGGAAGCAGGCGGAGGAUAUUAGAGACAUUUACGACUUCCGUGAUGUUCUAGGAACAGGGGCCUUCUCAGAGGUAAUCCUGGCAGAAGAUAAGAGGACUCAGAAGCUGGUGGCCAUCAAAUGUAUCGCCAAGAAGGCUCUGGAAGGCAAGGAGGGCAGCAUGGAGAAUGAGAUCGCUGUCCUACACAAAAUCAAGCACCCCAACAUUGUAGCCCUGGAUGACAUCUAUGAGAGUGGGGGACACCUCUACCUCAUCAUGCAGCUCGUGUCAGGUGGGGAGCUGUUUGACCGAAUUGUGGAAAAAGGCUUCUACACAGAGCGGGAUGCCAGCCGCCUCAUCUUUCAAGUGCUGGACGCCGUCAAGUACCUGCACGAUCUGGGCAUUGUACACCGGGACCUCAAGCCAGAGAAUCUGCUGUACUACAGCCUGGAUGAAGACUCCAAGAUCAUGAUCUCUGACUUUGGCCUCUCCAAGAUGGAGGACCCUGGCAGCGUGCUCUCCACAGCAUGCGGGACCCCAGGAUAUGUGGCCCCAGAGGUGCUGGCUCAGAAGCCCUACAGCAAGGCAGUGGAUUGCUGGUCCAUUGGAGUCAUUGCCUAUAUCCUGCUCUGUGGUUAUCCCCCCUUCUAUGACGAGAAUGAUGCCAAACUCUUUGAACAGAUUUUGAAGGCCGAGUACGAGUUUGACUCUCCUUACUGGGACGACAUCUCUGACUCCGCCAAAGACUUCAUCCGACACUUGAUGGAGAAGGAUCCAGAGAAGAGGUUUACCUGUGACCAGGCCUUGCAGCACCCCUGGAUUGCAGGAGAUACGGCUCUAGAUAAGAAUAUUCACCAGUCAGUGAGCGAGCAGAUCAAGAAGAACUUUGCCAAGAGCAAGUGGAAGCAAGCCUUCAAUGCCACGGCUGUGGUGCGGCACAUGAGGAAGCUACAGCUGGGCACCAGCCAGGAGGGGCAGGGACAGACGGCCAGCCAUGGGGAGCUGCUAACACCAGCAGCUGGGGGUUCUGCGGCUGGCUGUUGCUGUCGAGACUGCUGCGUGGAGCCAGGUCCAGAAGUGUCUCCCACACUGCCCCCCCAGCUCUAGGGGCUGGGAUCCCCUAUGUGGGAGGGCCUGGGGGUGGCCUGCUCCCCCUCCCUCCAUAAACUGGGGAGUUACCCUGCCUCACCCCCCUCUGAAACCCUUUGCCUACCAUACCUCCACUGCCUUUUCCAUACAAAUGUUUCUAUUUUAUUGUUCCUUCUUAUAAUAAAGGGAAGAAAUUAAAACCA
Molecule: messenger RNA, 2108 nt
Organism: Phacochoerus africanus (Common warthog)
Lineage: Eukaryota; Metazoa; Chordata; Mammalia; Artiodactyla; Suidae
Gene: CAMK1
Product: calcium/calmodulin dependent protein kinase I
Exons: 12
Coding region: 811-1923 (370 amino acids)
Biological process (GO): peptidyl-serine phosphorylation
Cellular component (GO): intracellular anatomical structure
Molecular function (GO): calcium/calmodulin-dependent protein kinase activity; ATP binding; calmodulin binding
Source: RefSeq, a predicted model, not a curated record